Linum trigynum is the source of this 426-nucleotide messenger RNA. The record is from the annotation of a GenBank genome assembly. Lineage: Eukaryota; Viridiplantae; Streptophyta; Magnoliopsida; Malpighiales; Linaceae.
AUGAAGCUCCGCCGCCGUCGCAUCUUCCCGCACCAAAACUUAUUCGCCGAUUUCUCUUCUUCUCUCAUCGAAUCGAAUCUUCUCUGUCGCCGCCGCACCGGCGCUCAAGCUUCACCAUCGAAUCGAUUCCUCUUCUUCCCCCAUCUGAUUCUAGAUCUGGCGCCGUCGCUCCCUGUCGCUGCUGUCGGCUGGCUCGCGACCGACGGAGGGAGGAAGGCGGGGUCGUCGGGGAGGGGUGGUGGUUGGCUGGGGACUUCGCCGUCGAUUCCUCUUCUUCCCCAUCUGAUUUUGGAUCUGCCGCCGUCGCUCCCUAUCGCUGAUGUCGGCUGGCUCGCGCCCGACGGAGGGAGGAAGGCAGGGUCGUCGGGGAGGGGAGAUGGGACGUCGGGGAGGGGUGGUGGUUGGCUGGGGGCUGGCUGCAGGUGA